Molecule: messenger RNA, 5268 nt
Organism: Postia placenta MAD-698-R-SB12
Lineage: Eukaryota; Fungi; Basidiomycota; Agaricomycetes; Polyporales; Adustoporiaceae
Exons: 15
Coding region: 1-5268 (1755 amino acids)
Molecular function (GO): hydrolase activity, acting on carbon-nitrogen (but not peptide) bonds
Source: RefSeq, a predicted model, not a curated record
AUGUGUCCCCGCGAGCAGGGUCAUUGGGAGGGCGAGGACGACGGGGAAGGAAGUGGGAUGGCCGGAUGCAGAGGAUCGCGGAGGGCGAGAAGGGGGAUGACGUUGGAGGGCCGGCUGGCGUCGGCCAGGGCUGAUGGGGGCGGACGCGCGGCGCAGGCGACACACUGGGCUCCGGACGGCCUGUGCACCGGGCAGGGCGGAGACGACGACAUGGCGGUUCUCCCGCGAGAUGACAAGGCAGGAAUCGGGGGAACAGGCGCGCACGCCGGCUCGCAUGGUUCUCGGACCUUCCCGAUAUGGGGCGGGGAAGACCCUGCAGGUGGAAUGAAUUGGGCGCAUCCUGAGUCCUCUCUCAUAUGCCUCUUCCCCCAAGAGGUCCUCGCCCUCGUCGCCUUCCACCUCUCCACCCACCACCCGCUAGGCCCUCCCUCACAUCUCCUCCCUCUCCUCUCCACCUGUCGCCACUUUUAUUUCUCCCUCGCCUCACACAAUGCACAACCUCUCUACGCUGCCAUCUUCGAGCACCGCUUCGACUGGCGUGCCUCCGUCAGGCGUCUCGGCGAACGCACAAAACGCCCCACAUACCAGACCCUCCAGCUCAAGAAGGUCUCGCGCAUGCUCGGCCGCGUCAAACAGGGCGACGUCCGCUCCAGCCAUCUCGAGGCUGACUUCUGGACCGCCUUCCUCAUGUGCCUCGAGAAUGACGGCCGUAACGCCGUCCAGCUCGAUCACGCCGGACUCGACGCCCUCGUCAUCAACUACCUGCGCACACGCCUCUACGAGGGCCGCGAGAAGACCAGCGGCUGGCCAGCAGAGAUCACGCUCAACGCGCUCGCCUUGUGGCUCUUUUGGUUCAGAUUGACCGACGCAAAGAUUGCCGCCAUGCCAACUGACCAACGGAACGAGAUAUCCGACCUCGUCCGCCCGUACGUUCUCACCGCCCUCCGCUAUCCUGUCUUCCACGCGCCCGACAAUCACUUUGAGCUGCCCCUCCCCGAGCAGCUGCGUGAGCAACCGCCCUGGCUGCUGACUACGCCCCACGGCUUCUACCCACUCUACCGCGACCCUGACGCGCUCGCGGAGCACCUCGCGCACUUCGCCAUGCCGCUUACGCUCGCCGCCCCGCUCAUCGCGCUCGGCGCACAGCUCAUUUACACCGCGCUGCACGAGACGCCGCUCCCGUACUCCCCCGGGCAGCCGGAAAACCGUGCGCACUCGCUCCAGCUCAACCGCCACUACAUCCACCCGACGCGCGCCGACGUCGAUGAGGCGAACGCGAAGCCGAGCGUCGUGCCCCCGAGCCGCGGCGACUGGGACUGGUAUGCGGGGCUGAGCGCGGAGCAACGCGUAAUCGAGGACGGGCGGACGAUGCGCCCCGAUCUGACAAGCGCGAGCGCAAAGUGGGACCGCGAUUUUGCGCGGCUCGUGUUUUGCUUCGACCCAUACAACUAUCCGUCACUGAAACCGAGCAUGUGGACACACGGUACACUCACCGGCCUUUGGCGCGGCCGCCUGCUGGUGCCCGAGGUGACCGGGUACUUCAACCUCAUUCACUCUCAGGAAUUCCCGCCGACGUUCGCAUAUGACCACCCGCGGCUGUUCACGUCGCCGCUGUACAUGAACCUGCGCGAGCACCAUUGCGUGAACCCAGAGGCGCCAGCAGCGAGCGGAGGCGAGCCGGAAGGCUUCGACGACGGGAUCUGCAACGCGUGGUUCCCCGUGGACACGACGUUCUACGAGGAGCGCGAGAAGGGCGAGCUGCGCGUCGUGCACACAGACAGCGGCACCGAUUCCUGCUAUACGACGUGGAUGCCGGGGCGGCCAAAUGGACACAGCGAGGAUACAUGUACGCUGUGCGAACGGAGAAGGGAGGACCACGAGAUGGAGGUGGUGGCGAGGGCGCGCAUCGCCGCGCGCACCGCGGAACACGUGGACGCGGCUCAAGAGGCGGCAGACGAGGAGGAACCGGAGGAAAGGCCGCGCGAAGAGGUCGGAUCGGACCCGCCUUCGCCUCCGGAGGACCCGAUGGACCAGGUCGCUGCUGCACGGCAAGCUGCAACAGAGGCGCUCGGGACGGACGCGGACGAGGUGCUGAGAGAGGUGGUCGAGGAGAGCAGUGACGAGGACAUGGACAGCGAGGAGGAUGAGUAUGCGUCGACGAACGAAGACGACGUCGAGGAGUACAUCGAAGCAGAGUGCACGGGCGUGUCGGAUAUCAUCAUCACCGGGGAGACGCUCCAGAGGCACGGCGAGGCGUGGAAUCACUACCGCUUCUACGGACGCGUGCGGGAAUGGGACGGUCUUGUCGCGCUGGUGCGCGUCCCCAUGUUCGAGCGCGAUCUUGGCACGUACAUCUUUCGCGGGUACAUUAUCGGCGGGACAAACUUCGUCGGGCGCUGGCGCGCCUGGACAAAGACUCUGGACCGGGUACCGCUCGAGGGGCCGUUCACGAUGACCCGCAGACUUUUCGACCCAUACUCCCUCGAACUUCUGAGGAACCAAGUCAUCACUGUCUCGCCCGAAUGUGGUCUCAUUCUGGACGUCAGGCGCUACAGCAACGAUGAGCCAACAGACGUGAAUUGGUCCGAUCCGCAGGAGGUGGACCUGAGGCACGCGACAGUCUUGCCGGGGUUCGUGGACGCGCACGUUCAUAUCUUCUUGCACGCGUAUUCGGACGUCAGCUGGAACGACCAGGUCACGGGCGAAAGCUUCGUCGAGCGCACCGUGCGUGCAACCCUGCACGCAAGGCGGACAUUGAUGGCAGGCUAUACCGCUGUGCGUGACCUUGGUACGGAAGGCCUGGAUGAAGCGGACAUUCAUCUGCGGAAGCUGCUAUCAGGCCCGAACCCCAUGAUACACGGACCACGCUACUUCUGCGCAAACCGAGCAUUGGCUACGACUAACACGUAUGGUCCAAAAAGCCGGUUGCAUCUCAACCAGGAUGGCGUAGACGGGAUAACGGGCGCGGAAGUCGUUGAUGGAGAGGUAGAAUGCAUCAAGGCUGUUCGCCGCCAGAUAGGUGCAGGAGCAGACUGGAUCAAGCGCAUGGCGGAUGUAUCGACCGCAGCAGGACUAGCAGACAUUGCUACCUUCAGCCAGAAGGAACUUAACACGAUCAUCGCAACUUCCCACCAGCUGGGCGUCAAGGUCGCUGCGCAUUGUAUGAGCUGGACUGUCAACGGAACUGUCGUCUCAAGCGGGCCAGGCUUCCACACUGUCGAACACGGGUACCACAUGUCCUUCUACGAUGAAGUCACCGAACAAUGGAACGGCGACAGCACGUCCACCGGGGACAUCCGGACCUUCUGGAUCCCAACGCUUGCGGCAUAUUACUCGAUGUCCAGCGGCAAUCCGCAGCGAUGGGAGAGCUCUAAGCAGGCGUUCCGCCGUGCACUCAGGGCAGGCGUCGAGAACAUCGCUUGUGGCGGUGACACGGGGGUCUUCGACCACGGUGAGAAUGCGCUCGAGAUGAAGCUCAUGGUGCGGCUAGGUGCGGAUUGGCGCAAGGUCCUGCGAUGGAGUACACUGCACGGCUGGGAGUGCAUCCGGAGCAUGGCCUGGGAAGGGCCGACAGGCAAGGCUCGCUUGGAGCGUGUCGGGGACCUACGCGAAGAUGCCCGGAAGGUUGGUUAUAACGAAGUGCCGUUCGGUGCUGUCCGGCGGGGCUUUGCGGCGGACAUCAUUGCGACUACGGGAAAUUUGGAGGACGACUUCGAACAUGCAGUCGACAAAUCAGCCAUCACAUUUGUGAUGAAGGGUGGGAGUGUUUACAAACGCGACGGGCGCGAAUUGCUCCAUAUAGCACCUACUGGUAACACCAGAAGGCAGUCGGACAACAUGAAAAUCUACGCGGGGAAGAUGUUCGAUGUCUACUCUCUCGAAUUGCUUGAAAACAGAGUUAUUAUUGUCUCCCCCGACUCAGGUCUCAUCCUCGAUGUCAAACCUUACACUCAGUCCGAAGCAGCGACGGCGAACUUUUCUGAUCCACAAAUUAUCGACUUGAGGAAUACAGCCGUCCUCCCGGGCUUUGUCGACGUACACGUGCAUUUCUUCUUGCAUCCUUACAGCGAGGUCAGCUGGGAUGACCAGCUGACGAAGGAGAGUCUGGUGGAACGCACCGUGCGAGCGACUCUUCACGCCAAACGGACCUUGAUGGCAGGCUACACCGCAGUACGCGACCUGGGGACAGAGGGAGCGGGUGAUGCCGAUAUCCAGCUUCGCAAAUGCAUGUCAGGCCCAAACGCGCUCAUCCCCGGACCUCGUUACUUCUGCGCCAAUCGAGCUAUUGUUACGACGGGGAGCUACGGUCCCAAAAGCAAAAUUAAUUUGAAUCAGGAAGGUAUCGAGGGUAUAACAGGCGCGGAAGUCGCUGAUGGUGAGGUCGAGUGUGUGAAAGCCGUGCGGAGACAAGUCGGCGCCGGCGCAGACUGGAUUAAGGUGUGUACGGCAGCAGGAUGUCAAGAACCAACGUGGAGGUACUCAGCUUACAUGACAGACUAUCGCUUCCGGUCCCGAAUGGCAGACGUAUCGAGCGCGGUAUCAAAGGCGUCCAUUACAACGUUCAGCAACAAGGAGCUUGAUGCACUCAUCUCUACAGCCAACCAGCUCGGUGUCAAAGUUGCCGCUCAUUCAGCCCACUGGCACGCCAGGGCCGACAAUGGAAUAUCGAGUGGCCCAGGUGUACAUACCAUUGAACACGGCUACAACAUGAUCUUUGAUGAUGACACAAUUACGGCACUUCGGGAGGACGCGCCACAGAGCUUGAGCAAGACAUUCUGGGUUCCGACACUCGCCGCAUACUAUACUAUGGGGCAGGGGAAAGGCGAAGUCUGGGAAUCCGCAGCAAAGGCAUUCCGCCGUGCGCUGGACAAGGGAAUCGAGAGCAUUGUCUGCGGCGGCGAUACGGGUGUCUUCGCGCACGGCGACAACGCUCUCGAAAUGAAACUCAUGGCGCGGAUUGGCGCCGACUGGCGGAAGGUUCUUCGCUGGGGGACCCUCGGGGGCUGGCAAUGCAUCAGGAGCAUGGCGUGGGAGGGACAUGACGGCGUGGCCCGCUUAGCGCGAGUCGAUAAUCUUGAAGAAGAUGUGAGGUUGGUGGGAGACAACGAAGUGCCAUUUGGUGCCAUACGGCGCGGUUUUGCAGCAGAUAUCAUUGCGACAAACGGGGAUCUGGUGAACAACUUCGAGAACGCGGUCGACAAAACAGCGAUUGUUUUCGUAAUGAAGGGUGGGAAGGUGUAUAAGCGAGACGGGAGGGGGCUUGUGUAG